Molecule: messenger RNA, 3161 nt
Organism: Schistocerca piceifrons (Central American locust)
Lineage: Eukaryota; Metazoa; Arthropoda; Insecta; Orthoptera; Acrididae
Product: ES1 protein homolog, mitochondrial-like
Exons: 7
Coding region: 153-968 (271 amino acids)
Source: RefSeq, a predicted model, not a curated record
AGACGACUGUGCAACUGGAAUGCCAAUGUGCAGUGUGUUAUAGGGUAGUACUGAUUUGUUGACAUUGCGUAAUUACCGGCGUGUGCUAUGUGUGGAUUGUACUAGCUGCACAGUAGUAUCUCUUAAGUCUUCAAGGACAAGGUAAUUGACAGAUGAUACUGUAUUUACACAAGAUCGCAUUUGUAGGACACGGGAGAAACAUGCUGCGUUUCAUAGUACCAAACGUCAAUAAGCUAGUUUUCCAGCAGUACGGAUGUACUGCAGCGUUUUCAUCUGCUGCUUCAUCCAAGACCAUUGCUGUGGUCUUGUCUGGUUGUGGUGUCUAUGAUGGCUCAGAAAUCCAUGAAGCAACUGCUGUACUGGCCCAUAUUACAAGGAAAGGGGCUGAACCUAUCGUGUAUGCUCCUGAUGUAAAGCAGAUGCAUGUCAUUGACCAUCAGAAGGGGUCUCCAGUUGAUGGAGAGAACAGGAGUGUUCUGAGUGAAUCGGCCAGAAUUGCCCGUGGCCCUGUUAAGCCAUUGUCAGAACUUACUGUAGAUUCUGCAUCAGCUGUAGUCUUCCCUGGUGGAUUUGGUGCAGCAAAGAACUUAUGUGACUUUGCUGUGAAAGGAGCAGACUGCAGUGUAAAUCCAGAUGUGGCAAGAGUACUUCAGGAUUUCCACAAGGCAAAGAAGCCAAUUGCUUUGUGCUGCAUAGCUCCUGUCCUUGCUGCAAAAGUUCUGAAAGGUGUUACAGUAACAUUAGGAAAACAAGAUGACGGCAAGGGCAGCUGGCCACAUGCUGGAGCAAUUGAUGCUGCAAAGGCAAUGGGUGCCAAUAUUGAAUUUAAGAAUGUUACUGAUGCCUGUGUUGAUGAGAAGAAUUUGAUAGUAACAACGCCUGCUUUUAUGUACAAUGGAAAAUUCCAUGAAAUACAUGAUGGAAUUGGUGUCAUGAUUCAAAAGUUACUAUCAUUAAUUAAGAAGUGAAUGGUAUCCUCAAAUUUAAAAAAUUGAAUGUAAUGUUACGUAAUAAUUUUGCUCAUGAAAUUAUGGUGGUGAUAUGUGUAGUGUCAAGACUGUUUUUGUAUUUUGUACUGAGAGGUGUAAGAGGUAUGGCACUGAUUCUUUUGUAAUCCACUAAUAAGUCCUGCAACACCUUGGUGCUCGUUCCAAUAAACAAUCUAAUGAGAAAAACAACUGAUUCUCAAUCUUCUGUGUUUAUUAGUUUGUGUUAGUUAAAGAUUUUGCUUUUAAAAUUGAAAAUAAAAUGUCUUCCUCAACCAAAAGUGUUAUUCCUUAACAAUCCUCAAGGUUUAUGAAACUACAAUUUGUAUACAACAUGGCCUCAGGAAUUAGAGUAAUCUGUAAAUUUCUGGAGAGAUGUGGUAAAAUUAUUUGGAAUUAUAUGGACUUAAUAAGGGGGUUUUGAUAGAAUCGGCUUGUAUGAUUUAAUGUGCAGUGUGACUGCAAGAAAGACAGAAAGCAGAGUCAGUCCGAUAUUGAAUUUGUAUACCAACGAAAAAAGUUUCAAAUUCAUGUAGACAUCCUGUGGCCUGGUUACUAACACACAGGAAACAUUUUGAAAUUGUAUGUGGGGUCAUUACUAAGUUGUUAAUGUAUGCCAGAGUUUUGAAAGGGGGACAAUUACCUCAUGAGCAGUUGGUGUUUUGUAUUUCUAUCAUGUAAGCUCCAGUUCCUGGAUCUCCUGUUAUUUCUCCUGUAGAGAAAAUGGAGACAGAAGCAUUCUUGUUUCUCUUGUUAGUUGUUUAUUGUAAUGUUAUCUUCACUGGUUAAGCACCAUAAACAAUAGCACAUGAGUAUUUCUGAAUGCAGUGGGCCAAAAUUAACUGGAUUCCAUAUCUUCCCUGGCAAUGACAAGCCCACUGCGUACAAUUCUGUUCAAUGCAUAUGAAAAUGGUUGUACAUAGUAGAUUAAUCUAGAGCCUGAAGAUGAUACCAUGUGGUGUUGAAACUGGUAGCAUGUAUUAAAAAGAAUAAAUGCUGGUAGACUCAAAUAAAUUCGCUGGUUUUGUUAUCUGUAUUCAAGUACCAUGUGUCUGGCUGCAGUCCCACUUUUCUUUAUAGAUUCCAGAUGAUCUAGUGGCGGUUGUAGCAGUUCAAAGAAAACCGUAGGUUUGGCAACUCCACUGCCCAACUAUCUUGGUGAGUGUUCAUGAGCUCUGUGACUACUCUGGUGGGGGAGCUGUCUUGUUGUGAGAGGGUUUAACAGCUGGAGACCAGCAAGUAUAAAUCUCUGUGCAUUCAUUUACAGCAAAUGCUGCGACCUAAAGUGGCAUCCAAUCUUGGCUUGACGAGCAUAUACUGGUUCAGUUCCUGGCUGUGUACUUACCUCCCCACUUCACAAGUGGACUAUGCUCUGGCACCAAGGGCUCAAGGUGAACAGUAGGAAGGAGGGAAUGCAUAAGAUGGUGCCAGAGAUGUGAAUUAUGUGAAACAUGUAUAUUUGAAAUGCAGAUACAAAAUGCAAAAUACCUGUCUCUAUUUUGCAAAAAGCAUUUUCUAUUUUAUUUAAAAUGCUUAAACUAUAGAUAUUUUGUAUUUGUAAAAUAUAAAAUGCUACUCUUAAUGAUUUUUUUUAAAUUUCAUGUUUCCCAUUUAAUGAGUCAUUUGUUUGAACAAAAAUAGUUCCACAGCAAAUACAGAUGGUGUAUUAUGCACCUGCCUGUUGAAUGAGACCAUGACUGUAACUGUUAGAAAUAGCAGUAAGACUUGAGUUCACAGUAUACAUUUAUCAUUAUUGUUUGUUUAAUUUAAAACAUACCUAAAUCAUCUGACAAUGACUAGUGGUCUCAAAAUAAAGUGAAGGAAGGAAGGAAGGAGGGAGUGGGAUCACUAUUGCAUAUUUGUGAGAUCAUGAGUUUACUCAAGAGCAACACAAAUUUCAUUAAAUGUGACAGUGACAACUAUACCUUUGUAAACAGUGUCUAUAUCUAUGUACUUGUAAAGUUGCUUUUUCUGUUCUUCGGUAAGAUUGUUAUUGAUAGUUUUUAUUGGCCAUUGAUCAUUUUGCUGCUUUUGUUGUACUAAAAAUGUCUAUCCAACACUACAUUGUAAGCACAGACGAUGAUUUGACUGUGGAGAUAGUUUGUUUCCUAAGUGAUUUUGUUCAGUUUUCUUUAUUUGUUGGAUCUAAAUAAAUGAAAUAUAAUUAAAACAUUA